Molecule: messenger RNA, 637 nt
Organism: Ichthyophthirius multifiliis
Lineage: Eukaryota; Ciliophora; Oligohymenophorea; Hymenostomatida
Product: periplasmic immunogenic protein, putative
Exons: 1
Biological process (GO): DNA damage response
Cellular component (GO): external side of plasma membrane
Source: RefSeq, a predicted model, not a curated record
UACUCUAUCUGAUCCAUCAACAGUGUAAGGAACAGCAUCUACAUCUUUAAAGGAUACUUAAUUUGAAAUAUAAGUUUCUUACCAAAAUAUAGAUAAAGAUGUUAAAACUGCUCUUUAAAAAAAUAAAGAAGUUGUCAAAAAAGUAUUAGAUAUUUAUAAAAAAGAUGGCGAAUUAAGUGUUUCUUCUAGUGGAUUUACUAUUGAUUCUUCUAGUUAUAUUGAUUAAAUGAAUGAAGAAACUAAAUAAAAUGAAAGAGUUUUUGAAGGAUACAAAGUUAAAAAUACGAUUUUAAUUAAAUCUUCUAAUUCAUAAAAGGCUGGAAAAGUGAUUGAUGAUGCUAUUAAUAAUGAAUUUAAUUCUGUUGAUUAUAUUAAAUUUUCUCCUGAUGAUGAACAAAUACAAAAGGCUAGAGAAAAACUACUAAGCGAAGCAGUUUAGGAUGCCACUAAAAAAAUAGAUUUACUUUUAAAAAAUCUAAAAGAAGAAGUUAUUGGUGUAAAGAAAGUUUAUAAUAUUAACGAAUAAAUAGUUGAACCUAAUAAUGAUGCUGAAGAUAGUUUUACUUUUUUAUCAAGUGGUGGUGAAAAUUAAACAAAAUUAAAUGAAUCCUAAAAAACUAUGACUAUUAAGGUCUAU